UCAUCAUUAAAUGAGACGACUCUUCUUCCCUGUGCAUUUUCUCUCCUGUAUCAUACUCUCCCAACUUUACCAAUUCUUUGACGACUUCAAAACCUGAGCAAAUCUUUUAAUUUAUCUCCAAAACCAUAAGCGAGUUUUCACAAAUAAACUACUUAGUAAGCUGACAUUUCAUAUCUCAUUCAAUUAGGAUACACUCUCUCAACAAUCUUCAUUAAUGAGGGUUGCUGCUUGCUUCUGAAGGCUAGCAGUAACAGUUGUAUUUCCUCCACUUCUUUUUCUUCUUGAUGCCAUCUCUUUCUCUCUAUAUAUAUUUUCUCAUCAAAAACCUUAAUCAUCCCUCAAACACCAUUAAGUUUCCUUAAAAACUUUCACAUUUUUGGUUACAUCGAUCAUUCAAUUUCAAAUAUAGUCCUCCCAUUGAUAUGGAUGUAUCCAACGCGAUGCUGCUAGUAGCUGUUGCUACAGCUUACUGGCUAUGGUUCAAGAGGAUCUCACGGUGGCUAAACGGUCCACGUGUCUGGCCAGUGUUGGGCAGUCUUCCGGGUCUGAUCGAGCAGCGCGACCGUAUGCACGACUGGAUCACUGAGAACCUCCGUGCGUGUGGCGGCACAUACCAGACAUGUAUCUGCGCCGUGCCUUUCUUGGCGAAGAAGCAAGGUCUCGUGACCGUCACGUGCGAUCCGAAGAACAUCGAACACAUGCUCAAGACCCGGUUCGACAACUACCCUAAAGGUCCUACAUGGCAAGCCGUGUUCCAUGACUUCCUCGGCCAAGGCAUCUUCAACUCCGACGGUGACACUUGGCUCUUCCAGCGUAAAACCGCCGCUCUUGAAUUCACCACCAGGACGUUGAGGCAAGCGAUGGGUCGGNAUGAGGGUUGCUGCUUGCUUCUGAAGGCUAGCAGUAACAGUUGUAUUUCCUCCACUUCUUUUUCUUCUUGA
Messenger RNA from Camelina sativa (false flax), 941 nucleotides. The record is from RefSeq and is a predicted model, not a curated record. Lineage: Eukaryota; Viridiplantae; Streptophyta; Magnoliopsida; Brassicales; Brassicaceae.